Nicrophorus vespilloides is the source of this 2751-nucleotide messenger RNA. RefSeq names its product ribonucleoside-diphosphate reductase large subunit-like. The coding region runs from base 257 to 2641 and encodes 794 amino acids. The transcript is spliced from 4 exons. Gene Ontology annotation, molecular function: ATP binding; ribonucleoside-diphosphate reductase activity, thioredoxin disulfide as acceptor. Gene Ontology annotation, cellular component: ribonucleoside-diphosphate reductase complex. Gene Ontology annotation, biological process: deoxyribonucleotide biosynthetic process; DNA replication. The record is from RefSeq and is a predicted model, not a curated record. Lineage: Eukaryota; Metazoa; Arthropoda; Insecta; Coleoptera; Silphidae.
AAAUCAUAUACGAAGGAUACCAAAAAUAAUAAGCAUGACAGAAAAGCAUGGAAAGCCUAUGAAAACUGAUGUAAAGUAAUUUCAACAUUUUGAGGACAGCUGGUUAUUCUAGACAACAAUAAAUUUGGCGCGAUUUUGUGGAGUUGGUUGGUUCGUCGCCAUUCGUCAGGUUCCUCUUUUACAUUGAGGUUUGUUCAUACAGUUUUAUUACUUAACGUGUAAUUCAUUUUACAUAAAUAAAAUAGUACGAGCUAUCAUGGCCAAUUCUCCGGCUGCGAAAAAGCACUUCGUUAUUAAAAGAGAUGGACGCCAAGAAGAAGUUUAUUUGGAUAAAAUUACGUCCAGGCUGGUGAAGCUGUGCUAUGGAUUAAAUACAGAAUUUGUUGAUCCUCUGACAAUUACACUGAAUGUUGUUAAAGGCUUAUAUGCUGGUGUGACAACAAUCGAACUAGACACACUUGCUGCAGAGACUGCAGCUUGGUUGUCCCCAAUACAUCCAGAUUAUGGUAUUUUGGCUGCUCGCAUUGCAGUAUCUAAUUUACAUAAGGAAACAAAAAAACAAUUCAGUGAUGUCACAAGUGAUUUGUUCCAUGCUUUUGAUAUAGAAACAGACAGACAAACUAAAUUAGUAUCACAAUUGCAUUAUGAUAUUGUAAUGAAGAAUGCAGAUACUUUAAAUUCAUGUAUAAUAUAUGAUCGGGAUUUUUCAUACAAUUACUUUGGUUUCAAGACUUUGGAGAAGUCAUAUUUGUUGAAGAUUAAUAACAAGAUUGUUGAGAGACCUCAGCACAUGCUGAUGAGAGUAGCUGUGGGUAUACAUGGAGAGGACAUUAAGUCUGCAAUUGAGACAUACCAUUAUAUGUCUGAAAAGUAUUUUACCCAUGCUAGUCCAACAUUAUUUUCUGCAGGCACUCCUAAGCCACAGUUGAGCUCAUGUUUUUUAUUGAUGAUGCCAGAAGAUUCACUUGCUGGUAUUUAUAAAUGCAUUUCUGAUUGUGCAAUGAUUUCAAAGUCUGCUGGUGGCAUUGGAAUUAAUAUUCAUAAUAUUAGAGCAGCAGGAACACCAAUUAUUGGUACAGGCGGUAAAUCUGAUGGAAUUGUGCCUAUGUUGAAAGUGUUCAACCAUACAGCGAGGUACGUAAACCAAGGUGGUAGACGACCUGGUGCUGUUGCAGUGUAUUUAGAGCCUUGGCAUGCUGACAUUAUGGAAUUCUUGAAUCUAAAAAAGAAUACUGGAAAUGAAGAGGAAAGAGCCAGAGAUUUGUUUUAUGCUUUGUGGAUACCAGACUUAUUUAUGAAACGUGUAGACACUGAUAGUGUCUGGUCACUGAUGUGCCCUCAUAAGUGUCCAGGAUUAUCGGAAUGCUGGGGCGAAGAGUUCGAAAAGCUCUAUGAAAAAUACGAAGCUGAAGGUAAAUAUAACAAACAGAUACCGGCUAGAGAAGUUUGGCGCGCAAUUGUUAUCUCGCAAAUUGAGGUUGGUGUUCCUUAUAUGCUGUACAAGGAUGCCUGCAACUCAAAGAGUAACCAAAAGAAUUUGGGGACAAUCAAGAGCUCGAAUCUGUGCACAGAAAUUAUGGAAUAUACUGCGCCCGAUGAAACUGCCGUCUGCAAUUUGGCGUCCAUUGCCGUUAAUAUGUUUGUAAAGCCAGAUAAAUCUUUCGACUUCAUCAAAUUAAAGGAACUUACCAAACUAGUUACUAGAAAUCUGAACAAGAUCAUCGACAUCAACUAUUAUCCUGUACCUGAAGCUAGAAACUCAAAUAUGAGACAUCGUCCAAUUGGUAUUGGUAUACAGGGAUUGGCCGAUGCUUUUAUCUUGAUGAGGAUUCCGUUCGAAAGCGAAGAAGCACAAAAGGUUAAUGUACAGAUAUUCGAGACUCUUUAUUAUGGAGCUUUAGAGUCCAGCUGUGAAAUUGCUGAAAGAGAUGGACCAUACUCGACAUACGAAGGAUCUCCGGCCAGUAAGGGAAUUCUACAAUAUGAUAUGUGGAAUGUAACACCAACAGAUUUAUGGGAUUGGGCUGCCUUAAAAGAAAAAAUCGCCAAGCACGGAAUCAGGAAUUCUCUCCUUCUAGCUCCUAUGCCAACGGCUAGUACUGCCCAAAUUUUAGGAAAUAAUGAGUCCAUCGAACCGUACACAAGUAAUAUUUACACUCGCAGAGUGCAAGCUGGAGAAUUCCCAGUUAUCAAUCAUCAUUUAUUAAAAGAUCUGGUAGAACUAGGCCUGUGGGACGAGGUCAUGAAGAACCAACUUAUCGCCAACUAUGGUUCCAUCCAGAACAUCCCCAGUAUUCCAGAUGAUAUCAAGAAACUAUAUAAAACUGUGUGGGAGAUCUCGCAGAAGACUGUGAUCAACAUGUCCGCAGAUCGUGGCGCAUUUAUUGAUCAGAGUCAGAGCCUGAACAUACACAUAGCUAACCCAUCGUACGUUGUUAUGAACUCGGUGCAUUUCCAUGGGUGGAGGAAAGGAUUAAAGACUGGUCUUUACUACUUACGCACGAAACCUGCCGCCAUGCCCAAUCAAAUAACGGUUGAUAAAUCAAAAUUAUUUAAAGUGAAGGAAAGGGUUGAAGAUAACGAAGCUGCUUUACUUUGUUCACUGCAAAAUCCGGGCGCAUGUGAUAUGUGCAGUGGUUGAACACACAUACUUUUAUAUUUAUCAAUAUUUUUAAUUUUGUAAUAGUUUUUUUUAUGUUAUUUUUUAGAAUAAGAUUUUUAUAGUUGUUUGACAUAACUACCAUAAUAAAA